AUGCUAGUCUCCUCUUCUCUCGAAGUCGACAAUUGCAGUCCAGCUGCAAUAGACGACAUUGAAGAGUUAGGAAACGAUCCCGAACUCGCGAGUCAAACGAACGUGCGACAAAGUUUCCGAAGCGUUGCUGUGAAAUCUUUCCGCAAAAGAGGCACUCCGACUGCGGGCGACGCCGAGAAGAAAGUGGUUCAGGAAAGCUCCCCUCUUCCUGCGGAGAAUGAUCACUUUCUGCCCGGAAGAGCUACUGUUUUUGUCAAAACAUGGGGCUGCGGUCACAACAACAGCGACGGGGAAUACAUGGCAGGGCUACUCGCCGCCGAUGGAUAUCAAGUUGUGCUUGAGGACUCUCUUCGUGACCAAGCAGACUUAUGGCUCCUCAACUCCUGUACAGUGAAAGGCCCGUCCGAGCAGACGUUUGUUAAUGACAUUCGCAAAGGCAAAAACGCGGGCAAGAAGGUGGUCGUGGCGGGCUGUGUUCCACAAGCCCAGCCGAAAGGGAAUGAGUGGGCAGGAUUGAGCGUCAUUGGGGUGCAGCAAAUCGACCAAGUCGUCGGAGUCGUGGAGGAAACGCUAAAGGGCAACAGCGUACGGCUGUUCAAGGAGCGAAAGAACCUCGAGGACGGGAAGAAGAGAAAGGCGGGUGGUGCGAGAUUGGACUUACCGAAAGUGCGGCGGAAUCCGUACAUCGAAAUCAUUCCCAUCAACACUGGCUGCCUCAACCAGUGCACGUAUUGCAAGACAAAGCAUGCCCGAGGGGAUUUGGGCAGUUACGCUCCGGAGGAGAUCAUCGCACGUGUAGAGGCUGUCAUGAGCGAGGACGUUCAGGAGAUCUGGCUGACGUCAGAAGACACCGGGGCGUAUGGUCGCGAUAUAGGUGUCUCCAUCGUGGACCUAUUACGAGGCAUCGUCGUUGCGAUGGACAGGCAUUCAAAUCAGACGACAAUGCUGAGAGUCGGGAUGACGAAUCCUCCCUACAUUUUGGAACACCUGGAACACAUAGCGGAAAUUUUACGGCAUCCCCGUGUCUACUCAUUCCUGCAUGUACCGGUACAAGCGGCGAGCAAUAAAGUUUUGGACGACAUGCGACGAAUGUACACGAAAGAGGACUUCUCGCGCGUCGUCGAUAUCCUGAGGGAGCGAGUACCAGGCGUGACGAUCGCAACCGAUAUUAUAUGCGGUUUCCCAACGGAAUCUGAAGACGAUUUUGAGGAAACACUGGAGCUGUGCGCAAAGUACAAGUUUUCGGUGCUGCAUAUUUCCCAAUUCUACCCGAGACCGGGAACGCCUGCUGCCCGCCUGCCUCGACUCAGCACUGACGUGGUGAAGAACAGGUCGCGGAAGCUCACCAAGCUUUUCGAAUCGUAUACAACCACGGCCGACAUGCUUAACUCCUACCACGAGAUUCUGAUUACAGAUCGGAGCGGGGAUGGGAAGAAUUUUAUUGGACACAAUAAGGCGUAUAUGCAGGUGCUUGUCCCUGCGGGAGGCCACAUCAUGGGCAAGAUAGCGCUUGUGCGGAUCCUGUCCGUUAGCAAGUGGAGUCUGAUGGGUGAAGUCGUUCGAACAUUGAAGCGCUGGGGCGAUGGGUCAGACGGAACCCAUGCUUCCACACCCGUGCCAACUGAGCUCUCAGCCACAGCAAGCGCCACGAAGGGUGUCCCGAAGCUCGUCCGAAAGGGGCGUGAGAUGGUUCGGAUCGAGGCUGAAACUGAGACGGAACCAGAAGCGAGGGCCGGCGACGGCACGGAAUUGAGUCUGGGAACCUCCUUCGUCACACGGCCACCACCAACACCAGCCCAAACAACCAAUCAGUGCUGCGGCGAUAGGGAUUUCUGUUGUAGCGGGUCGUCGACUGCGGACGUCGAUUGGCAACCACCACCAUCACGCAGAAAGGCCUCCCCAUGGGUUGUCGGGUCGGUCGUGGGUGUGGCGGUCGCUGCUCUCGGAUACGUGGCGUUUGGCAAGCCGGAUGUGAGGAGAAGCGUCCGGAUCGCUGUUGCUGUCGGUGUUGCGUCGAUAACCUGGGAAGCGCUGGAUCGGAUGGGCUGGAGUCAUGGAAUGUUUUCUCGCCGGCGGCGGUGA
Messenger RNA from Fimicolochytrium jonesii, 2082 nucleotides. RefSeq lists its product as uncharacterized. The transcript is spliced from 2 exons. NCBI's taxonomy places the organism in Eukaryota, Fungi, Chytridiomycota, Chytridiomycetes, Spizellomycetales, Powellomycetaceae. The record is from RefSeq and is a predicted model, not a curated record. Gene Ontology annotation, cellular component: endoplasmic reticulum. Gene Ontology annotation, biological process: tRNA methylthiolation. Gene Ontology annotation, molecular function: 4 iron, 4 sulfur cluster binding; tRNA (N(6)-L-threonylcarbamoyladenosine(37)-C(2))-methylthiotransferase activity. The coding region runs from base 1 to 2082 and encodes 693 amino acids.